Messenger RNA from Drosophila novamexicana, 976 nucleotides. It is a transcript of the gene slv, whose product is annotated as sugar transporter SWEET1. NCBI's taxonomy places the organism in Eukaryota, Metazoa, Arthropoda, Insecta, Diptera, Drosophilidae. The record is from RefSeq and is a predicted model, not a curated record. Gene Ontology annotation, cellular component: membrane. Gene Ontology annotation, biological process: carbohydrate transport. Bases 96 to 773 code for a protein of 225 amino acids. Gene Ontology annotation, molecular function: sugar transmembrane transporter activity. The transcript has 6 exons.
UGGCAACUCUGGUUUUAGUCAGCUGUUUUUGUUCUUUUUGUUGACGUUGUGUAGCGGUGUUAGUUGGCCAUUUUUGUAGAUAUAAUUUGGUAACUAUGACGCUGGCCUAUGAUUCCGUGCUGUCCACAACGGCGGUGAUCAGCACUGUUUUUCAAUUUCUAUCGGGCACCGUUAUAUGUCGGAAAUACAUACAAAAGAAGAGCACGGGUGAAUCGUCUGGUGUGCCAUUCAUAUGCGGCUUCUUAUCCUGCAGUUUUUGGCUGCGCUAUGGGGUGCUCACCAACGAGCAGAGCGUCGUUAUGGUCAAUAUGAUUGGCUCCACGCUCUUUCUGGUCUACACAUUGGUCUACUAUGUGUUCACGGUCAACAAACGUGCCUACGUAAAGCAAUUUGGCAUUGUUCUGGCAAUACUCAUUGGCGUUAUUGUGUACACAAACAGUUUGCAAGACGACCCCCAAAAGAUGAUAUACAUAACAGGCAUUGUUUGUUGCGUUGUUACCGUAUGCUUCUUUGCCGCACCGCUCACGUCCCUGGUGCAUGUGAUACGUGUGAAGAACUCGGAGAGUUUACCCCUACCCCUUAUUGCCACAUCGUUUUUUGUCAGCCUACAGUGGUUAAUCUAUGGUGUUCUAAUAUCAGACUCAUUUAUCCAGAUACCAAACUUUCUGGGCUGCCUACUGUCUCUGCUGCAAUUGGGCCUAUUUGUAUUGUAUCCUCCACGUAGUUAUUCCGGUCAGGGCUACAAGUUAUUAGAACAGGCCGUGCCCUUUUAAGUUUAGUUAUGUACAACCUUACAAUAUUAGGUCAUGUAUUUGUAUGUACUUAUAUAUUGCGCAUUUUGCAUAUGAUAUCUAAGCAUGUUUCAUACAGGUAUAUAUAUAUUUUGAUAUAACGUAAUUGGCGAAAAUGUCGCUUGCUUAGUUUCUAUAGACUUACGUUUUUUAGCAUAUACUGUAAAAUAUUUAUAAAACUGAUC